AUGACUACAAACCCUAAUUGGCCAGAAAUUACUUCAGCAUUAUUAUCAUAUCAAAAACCUAUUGAUCGUCCUGAUUUAAUUACUCGUGUUUUUGAGUUGAAGAGAAAAUAUUUGAUGAAUGAGAUAGAAGCAAAUAAAGUGUUUGGAAAUAAAGUUGCACAUGUUUUUACAAUUGAAUUUCAAAAACGAGGCCUCCUCCAUAUGCAUGCACUUUUAUUUCUUAAGGGUCUAGACAAAAUUCGGACAUGUGCUCAAGUAAACAAAUUGGUCUGUGCAGAAUUUCCAGACCCAAAAGAUGAUCCUAUGCUUUUUGAAACUGUCAAAUGUUGUAUGGUACAUGGACCAUGUGGUGCUCGAAAUCCGCAUGCACCACGUAUGGAAAAUGGUAGAUGCAGUAAGAGAUACCCUCGAGCUUUCACAGAAACAACAACUAUGGAUCAAGAUGGAUACUCCAUCUAUCGUUGUCGCAAUAAUGGCCAAGUACAUACUGUGAGGAGGCAAGAAGUUGAUAACAGGAAUGUCGUACCAUACAAUGCAUAUCUUUCUAAACUUUUAAACUGUCAUAUAAAUGUGGAAGUAUGCAUCGGAAUGAGAUGUGUCAAGUAUAUACGUAAGUACACUUAUAAGGGUUAUGAUCGUACAACGAUGGUGUUGGGAUCGAUAAAUGAGAUUCAACAAUAUCUCGAUGCAAGGUAUAUUGGACCUCCAGAAGCUGCUUGGUGA
Camellia sinensis is the source of this 723-nucleotide messenger RNA. Lineage: Eukaryota; Viridiplantae; Streptophyta; Magnoliopsida; Ericales; Theaceae. The record is from RefSeq and is a predicted model, not a curated record.